This is a messenger RNA of Cercospora beticola, 1728 nucleotides long. It is a transcript of the gene GET3, whose product is annotated as guanine nucleotide exchange factor GET3. Gene Ontology annotation, cellular component: GET complex. Gene Ontology annotation, biological process: post-translational protein targeting to endoplasmic reticulum membrane. Gene Ontology annotation, molecular function: ATP hydrolysis activity; ATP binding. The record is from RefSeq and is a predicted model, not a curated record. NCBI's taxonomy places the organism in Eukaryota, Fungi, Ascomycota, Dothideomycetes, Mycosphaerellales, Mycosphaerellaceae.
CCAACUGACAGGCACCUGCUGAGCAACAAAACACUUUUCCGCUAUAACAAUCUUCUCUAAACACGUCCUCGCACACCUCCGCCUAUCUCACACCUGCGAUCUGUCUCCAUCAUGGCCGACGAAAUGGAGCCCUCCCUGCAGCCCAUCGUGGAUCAAAAGAGUUUGAAAUGGAUCUUCGUAGGCGGCAAGGGAGGAGUUGGCAAAACCACUACAUCCUGUUCUCUUGCUGUACAAAUGGCCAAGGCCCGAAAGAGCGUCCUGCUCAUCUCCACCGAUCCCGCUCACAACCUCUCUGAUGCCUUUGGUGUCAAGUUCGGCAAGGACGCCAAACCAGUGCCUGGCGUGGAAGGUCUCGCAGCUAUGGAGAUUGAUCCAAAUGGGAGCAUAUCAGAUCUGAUUGCCGCAGGAGGCGACGAUGCACAGGAUGCCAUGGCAGGCCUCGGAGGUGUGGGCAACAUGUUUCAGGACAUGGCCUUCAGCAUACCUGGUGUCGAUGAGGCCAUGUCUUUUGCCGAAGUGCUGAAGCAGGUCAAGGGCAUGGAGUACGAGCUCAUCAUCUUCGAUACGGCGCCCACUGGUCACACUCUACGCUUCCUGCAAUUCCCUACCGUGCUGGAGAAGGCACUCGAGAAGCUCAGCGCGCUUUCAUCACAAUUUGGGCCGAUGAUCAACAACCUGAUCGGUGCUCGAGGUGGUCUGCCGAAUGGACAAUCGUUUGACGAUGUUGUCAAGAAGAUGCACGACCUACAGGAGACGAUUGGAGAGGUGAACAAGCAGUUCAAGAAUCCAGAUCUGACCACAUUUGUGCCAGUUCUCAUUCCAGAGUUCUUGUCACUGUAUGAGACGGAGCGCAUGAUUCAAGAAUUGGGAUCGUACGAAAUCGACACACAUGCGAUGGUGGUGAACCAGCUCUUAUUCCCGAAGAAAGACAACCCUUGCGAGCAGUGCAACUCAAGGCGAAAGAUGCAGAAGAAGUACCUGGAGCAAAUUGAUGACUUGUACGGCGAAGACUUCCACGUUGUGAAGAUGCCGCUGCUGGUCGACGAAGUCAGAGGAGUGGAGAGCAUUUCGAAGUUCAGUGAGAUGCUCGUGAAGCCAUACCAGGCUCCAGCAUAGUGCUCUUAUACAAGCAACGUGCAGUGUAGAUGGUAGUUAUGGUCAGGCCGAGGACUUGCGACUGGUGGGAGGCGUAUGUGGAGAGAGUUGGCGUUGAUUGGAGCAAGCAUAAUACCCAACUCUACGCAAUGACAGUGAGCGUUCACAUGGCAUUAGAAGGCGCUUACACAUGAGAUAUGAUCAAGAGUGACGUUUGAAAGCACUACGAGAGACAGCGUCCACCAGUACUCACGAGGCAGAAAAGUCUCCUGCCACGCGUACAUGAAGACGAUCGCAAUCGAAGGGAUUGAUCGGCGUACAGCGAAUACAGGAGAUGGUGUCAACGGCUGGUUAGGAAAGUACAAAAGAGGCUGCCAGGUGAUCAGCCACAUCUGACACCUUCACACCUGCAGCACGUCUCUGCAUUGUGGUGGUCGUGCACUGCGGAUUGAUGUUCCGACAGGCAUCUGCUUGGUUGAAUACGCACGGCCACCGUUGACACAGGAAUGCUGGACCCUUGCGUUUCAUGUUUUCUUUACUCUAGUCUAGUUAGCAAAAGCCGCAUCUCGUCUAUACUGUAUCCUCUCUGCGAUAGCGGUAUGAGAACGGGACAGUCUGAAUGCGUCUCUCAUC